GCUCUCUUUUCCCAAUUGUUGAAUUCUCAAAACAGAAAAGAAACCCGCCGGUCGCUCAUGCAUCCUUGCAUAGACCAACACUAAACCGAGAAUCAACAAUUAUUUCGCUCGACAAAGUUUAUACAACCUUCAGAAACUGAUUGAACCAUGGCUGCCCAGAGAACUGCAGAAUUGAGACGUCUGCUUGCGCGUCCUUACCCAUGGGUUAAAAAGUCUUUUAUUGUCGGGGCACCGAUGCGCAUCAUGGCCGGCCCAAACUUGGCCGUUGCCGUGUCUGCUGCUGGCGGCUUGGGGUUUCUAGGGCCACAGGUUAAGCCAGAUGGAGUACUGGCUGAUCUUGAUAAGGCCAGGGAACUGGUUGCAGCUUCUAGCUUACGCCACCCCCUGCUCCCUAUUGGCGUGGGCUUUCAGGUCUGGAACGGCGAUCUGAAGAUUGCAACAUCUGCGGUUGAGAAACACAAGCCGUGUGCUGUCUGGCUAUUUGCUCCGAGAAAUGGCCAGAAGGAGCUGGACGAGUGGACGACUUCUCUUCGUGGGGCCUCUCGUGAUACCCAAGUGUGGAUUCAGGUCGGCACGCUGAGUGACGCGAUUGCCGCUGUCAACAGCUUAACCCCUCCAGAUGUUCUGGUUGUUCAAGGCUCUGAAGCAGGUGGUCAUGGUAUGGCAAAGCAGAGCACCGGAACUAUUGUUCUGUUCCCUGAAGUGGCAGAUGCCGUGAAGGAGUCUGGAAUCCCCGUUGUCGCAGCGGGAGGAAUCAUCGAUGGGCGAGGUGUGGCUGCUGCCUUGUCUUUGGGAGCUGCUGGCGUCGCUAUGGGGACUCGAUUCCUUGCCUCUUCAGAGGCACGCAUCGCAAAGGGAUAUCAGGACGAAGUAGUUCGGGCAUCUGACGGUGCGAAAAACACUCUACGUACUCAGCUAUACAAUCAUCUGCGUGGCACAUUUGGCUGGCCCGAGCUGUUUUCACCUCGAACUCUCAUCAACCGUAGCUGGAUCGAUCACGAAGCAGGCGUUCCGUUUGAGAAGCUCCAGGUGCUACAUGAUGAGGCGGCCAAGAGUGGUGAUGCUGGUUGGGGUCCAGAGGGGCGACUUGCAACUUACGUCGGAACGGGCGUAGGUCUUGUGCGGAGCGUGCAAGACGCAGGAGUGAUUGUAGAGAGUGUGAGAAACGAGGCGAGGGAUAUUCUUAAGGCCUUGACCGAUGAUAUUUAAAGAGCAUUAGCAUGUAUUGUACUCCUGAUUGGUGGGCUAUUUGGUUUGGAGACUACACUGAGUUUCGGUAGUUUAAUGAAUUGGCAGACAUAGUGGUAUCAACUCUGUGUUCUGCUAAUAAUUUAUGAUAUACUUGGAAAGAGAUAAUGCG
Messenger RNA from Trichoderma harzianum CBS 226.95, 1360 nucleotides. RefSeq lists its product as hypothetical. NCBI's taxonomy places the organism in Eukaryota, Fungi, Ascomycota, Sordariomycetes, Hypocreales, Hypocreaceae. The coding region runs from base 148 to 1209 and encodes 353 amino acids. The record is from RefSeq and is a predicted model, not a curated record. The transcript is spliced from 2 exons. Gene Ontology annotation, molecular function: nitronate monooxygenase activity.